Molecule: messenger RNA, 619 nt
Organism: Vicia villosa (hairy vetch)
Lineage: Eukaryota; Viridiplantae; Streptophyta; Magnoliopsida; Fabales; Fabaceae
Exons: 4
Coding region: 152-619 (155 amino acids)
Source: RefSeq, a predicted model, not a curated record
GGAGUCUGUUGCAUCACUAAAAGAGGCAUCCGCUCGGGAGUCACAACAAGUGACGCAGCAAGUUCGUAGCGUACCACCCACUGGUCCUCCGAAGAUAGCGGCAAAAAAAGGCGGUGCUUUUGUGCCUCGAUACCGGACGACGCUCGCAACAAUGGUUGAUAUGUCCGAUUUGAAGGAUGGUGCUUUACGUGAAAUCAAUAUGGAUGAAAGUGUCUUCGGUAUUGAAUUCAAGUCACAUAUUGCAAUUGAUGACUUGGAAGAGAUUUUUACGCAUGAACAACUAGGCGUCGGUAAUAUGCACUCAUACAUCCGGUUGUUGUAUGACAGAGUGUUGCGCGGGACUGCAUUGUCUAACAGAUUCCGUUUCGUGUCUUCCGCCCAUUGCAGCGGAAUGGUAAUUGCUUCGGAACCGGAAUCAGUUAGACAGCUCUUAGUCGAUAGAUUCAUGUCCACCGGCAAUUCAGAAAGUCUGCAUCUUUGGGCGUAUAAUACCCGACCAGUAGGAGCACACUGGUUGUUGCUUGCUAUCAACCCUAUAAGAGAAGUCGUGUAUUAUCUGAAUUCGGUAAAUGGUGACUGGACCAAUUAUCCGGCUAUGAAGGAAAUCGUUGAUUUGUAA